Talpa occidentalis (Iberian mole) is the source of this 4378-nucleotide messenger RNA. RefSeq names its product phenylalanyl-tRNA synthetase subunit alpha (gene FARSA). Gene Ontology annotation, cellular component: cytoplasm; phenylalanine-tRNA ligase complex; cytosol. The record is from RefSeq and is a predicted model, not a curated record. Gene Ontology annotation, biological process: phenylalanyl-tRNA aminoacylation. The coding region runs from base 72 to 1598 and encodes 508 amino acids. NCBI's taxonomy places the organism in Eukaryota, Metazoa, Chordata, Mammalia, Eulipotyphla, Talpidae. Gene Ontology annotation, molecular function: ATP binding; phenylalanine-tRNA ligase activity; tRNA binding. The transcript is spliced from 13 exons.
CGGUUCCGAUUGCUCCCCCGCUUCGCUCCAUCGCCACCACCGGGACACGCUGAAUACCUGGGAGCUCACCUAUGGCGGAUGGUCCAGUGGCCGAAGUGCUGUUGCGGAGGCUGGAGGCGGCCGAUGGCGGCCUGGACAGCGCGGACCUGGCGGCCGAGUUGGGCGUGGAGCACCAGGCCGUGGUGGGCGCCGUAAAGAGUCUGCAGGCGCUGGGUGAAAUCAUAGAGGCUGAGCUACGCUCUACCAAGCACUGGGAACUGACCGUUGAAGGCCAGGAGAUUGCCCAGGAGGGCAGCCAUGAGGCCCGGGUGUUUCACAGUGUUCCUCCAGAGGGCCUGACCCAGAAUGCACUCAUGCAACUGCCCAGUGGCAAAGUGGGCUUCAGCAAGGCUAUGUCCAACAAGUGGAUCCGAGUGGACAAGAGCACACCUGAUGGGCCCCGGGUUUUCCGAGUGGUGGACAGUGUGGAAGAUGAGGUACAGCGGCGGCUUCAGCUGGUCCAAGGUGGGCAGGCAGAGAAAUUGGGUGAGAAGGAGAAGAGUGAGCUGAGGAAGAGAAAACUACUCACGGAAGUGACCCUGAAGACCUAUUGGGUGAGUAAAGGCAGUGCCUUCAGCACCACUAUCUCCAAACAGGAGACGGAACUGAGCCCAGAGAUGAUCUCCAGUGGCUCCUGGAGGGAUCGGCCCUUCAAGCCCUACAACUUCUUGGCCCAUGGCGUCCUCCCAGACAGUGGCCACCUACACCCUCUGCUCAAGGUCCGCACACAGUUCCGGCAGAUCUUCCUGGAGAUGGGAUUCACUGAGAUGCCCACUGACAACUUCAUCGAGAGCUCCUUCUGGAAUUUCGAUGCUCUUUUCCAACCUCAGCAGCACCCAGCACGAGACCAGCAUGAUACCUUCUUCUUGCGAGAUCCGGCCGAGGCCCCGCAGCUCCCAAUGGACUAUGUCAGUCGGGUCAAGCGGACCCAUUCCCAAGGUGGCUAUGGCUCACAGGGGUACAAAUACAACUGGAAGCUGGAAGAAGCCCGGAAAAAUUUGCUGCGCACACACACCACAUCAGCCAGUGCCCGAGCUCUCUACCGCCUUGCCCAGAAGAAGCCCUUCACACCAGUCAAGUAUUUCUCCAUUGAUCGCGUGUUCCGGAACGAGACCCUGGACUCCACACACCUGGCUGAGUUCCACCAGAUUGAGGGUGUUGUGGCUGAUUAUGGCCUUACCCUGGGCCACCUCAUGGGUGUCCUGCGGGAGUUCUUCACCAAGCUGGGUAUCACCCAGCUUCGCUUCAAGCCGGCCUACAACCCCUACACAGAACCCAGCAUGGAGGUGUUCAGCUACCACCAAGGCCUGAAGAAAUGGGUGGAGGUCGGGAACUCUGGUCUCUUCCGCCCUGAGAUGUUGCUGCCCAUGGGGCUCCCUGACAAUGUGUCAGUCAUUGCCUGGGGUCUCUCCUUGGAGCGCCCAACAAUGAUCAAAUACGGUAUCAACAACAUCCGGGAGCUGGUGGGCCACAAGGUGAACCUGCAGAUGGUGUAUGAUAGUCCUCUGUGCCGCCUAGAUGCUGGAUCAGGACCUCCGAGGACACAGGAGGCUGUAUGACAUGGGCUGCCAUGGAUAGGCCUCCCUUCCCAAGUCCCUACUAUCCGGCUCUUAACAUCCCUUGCCAAUGACCCUUUGUUUAUGAGGCCUUUUGAGGCCAUCCCUGCUGCCCCUGGUAUCUCCUCUUCCUGAAGUGUCCCCAGGGACAGGGAAUUGGGUAGUGGUUUUGUUCUGUUGCCUACUUGUGAGGAUGAGCAUGGGGAGCCCUGGAGGGCAGCUAUCAGUUAAUAAAGUAGGCGGUCACCUUCAUCUGGUGCCUUUCUUUAGGGGUGGAGGGCUCUGGUUGGCUCUCUGAAGCCUAUCAGGUACUUGAUGGGGAUAAUCUGGGUGCUGGAGCCCUUGGUAUGAGGGAUGGUAGGUUGGGGGGGGAUCUUGAAUCUUUGGGCCAGCCUGAACCAGAUGUCUGAGGAAAGACAGGCUCCAUCAAGCUUUUACUCAUCACCAACUGGUGCCAGGCCCUCAUCUAAGUAAACAAAACGGACCUGCUAUAUAGGAGGGGGUAAGGGAUAGGCUGUUGUUAGAACCCCAGGAACCAGGAUUCCCUCUAAUUGGCAUUUGGAGGGGAUGGAACAAUAUAAACUUUUAAAAGCUGUCCUCUUUUUCUAGGUUAUUUGGUUUUUCUAAAAUAUAUUUUUUUACAGCAGUUUUAGGUUUGUAGCAAAAUUGAAUGGAAAAUACAGAGAUUUGCCAUAUACCCCCUAUCCCCCUUCCUCCAUAGCUUCCCUACUAUCCACAUCCCUCUGCAGAGAAGAGUAUAUAUUAGAAUGGAUGAACCUACACUGGCACGCAGCAUUACUCAGAGUCUAUCGUUAACACUGAAGUUCUCUGUGUUGUAUAUUCUGGGGGUUUGGACAAUUAUAUGACUUACCCAUCAUAACUAUCAUACAGAAUAGUUUCAAUGCCCUAGAAAUCCUUUGUGCUCUCCCUAUUUAUCCCUCUUCCCCCGGCCACCAAAAAUAAUGCUGCUCUUUUUUUUUUUUUUUUUUUUUUUUUUAGAGGCAUGUUUUAUUUAUUUGUUUGUUUGUUUUGUUUAUACAUGCACUGGGUACAGUCAGAAGCACGGGAGGGUAAGAGAAUUCACCAGAGCCAGAGCGGGGAGCAGAGCAGGCAGAAGGACUGAAGUACACUGCUGAGGGGAGCAGCGGGCGGCAGGAGAGGUCUGCGCGCCAUGUGGGACCCUCCUCUGGUGGCCGGGGAGCAGCCGGGGAUCGAACCAGCGCCGCAGAGUCUGCGGGCAGCUUCACAACCCAGCGCUCAACCGCUGCGCCACCGGGGAGGCCCAAUAAUGCUGCUCUUUUUAAAAAUUUUUUUUUCAAGAAUUUCAGCUGAGCCCAGGAUAGCAGAGUAGAACAAAGAUCCAUGAGCCCAGUGCUUAUAUUGGACAAUGAAUGGGGUCUUGUGCUGAGCUUCUAAUCUAUUAAUUUUCUGUAGGAAUAUUUUAAAGCAAAUUCCAGCCAUUGGAGGGCUUAUCCCAUACCUCAGCUUUGCAUUGCAUUUUGGAAAUGGACCAUUUCUUAAAUAACCUCAAGGCUACUGUCACACUCAGGGCAUUUGGCAGUUAGUUGAGGUGAUGGGCUGUGCUGGUCUGGGACACUAUGGGCACCCAUCUCCUGAGAGCUCCUCAAUCAAAUCUUUUAUUUGGAAUUAAACAGUUGAAUCAUACAGAAAAAAUAUUCAUGCAAUAAAUGUGCACCUUCAAAGUGCCAGCACUUUUCGUAAGCUGAAAACUCAUGAACUGAGCUGCCAAAUCAUAGUUGGCAGUUGAUAUAGGGAAGAAGGAGGGGAGUUUUCAGGAUACACAUGAUAAAUAAAGGUGGGAGGGGUAAAGGCCACAUAGAAAAAUAAAGGCAAGUUAGGCGGGUGGAGCAUAUAUACAUAUAUUAAGCAUAAUACAACAAACACCCAAGUAUCCACCCCUAGUUUGAUAGAAUCUGAAUAUUGACUGUUAAGGUAUUUCAUUUUUUAGAUUUAUGUGACGGGUGGUGGGUUUGAAGAUUCCUAUGGGCUUGUCCUAGUUCCCUUUGCUCUACAUUGCUGACGUUAAUACCCUCUUCUGAAGUUGGUAUUUAUUCUAGUGUGUUUUACAUUUUUACUACCUAUAUGUUAUUUUAACAAGACAUGGUUUCAUUUGAUGUUUUCAAAAGUAUACCAGCAGUACACCAUUAAAAAAAAAUCCUGCAUCUUGUGUAUUGUGUGUGUAUCUGUGUGUAUAGGUUUGGAUUUUUGUUGAUAGAUAAUCCACAGAUUUUCCAAUCUGAUGCCUUUAGAAACAGGCAUUUUGUGUAAUUUGUGGCUAUGCUAUAAAAUAUUAAGUUAGCUCGUGUCUUCUGAGUGCCCAGUAGGUGCCAGAUGUUUAUCCCUGAAACUCUUACCAUAAGCCAAGGCUUCGAAUGUUAACACCUAUAACAAAGAUGGGUUUUGAGAGUGGGUGGCAGUUUUAUGAUCCAUGCUGGUUGAGAGGCAGAGCCCAGAAACAAAUCCACGUCCUCCAUAAUAUAGGUGUAAAAAUGUCUGCCCUAGUCAGUCAGCCUGUGUCCUGCAAGAACGAAGCAAUGUGAAGAUUGCCCUGCCUCCCUCACUGGGACACCUUCCAGUCAGUGGGAACAAAAUGCUGACCCCCUGCAUUGGUCCCAGCUCAGCCCCUGCCCACGCCUCCAGCUCCCCACAGGCCUCAAGCACACUGGCUUUGCGCCUACCUCAGGGCCUUUGCCUGCAUUGUCAAAUCUUGCCAAUUUUUGAAAUUGGGUUGUAUCUUACUGAGUUGCGGGAGUUCUUUGUAC